Messenger RNA from Plodia interpunctella (Indianmeal moth), 825 nucleotides. It is a transcript of the gene Cypl, whose product is annotated as Cyclophilin-like. The transcript has 2 exons. Gene Ontology annotation, biological process: protein folding; protein peptidyl-prolyl isomerization. Gene Ontology annotation, molecular function: peptidyl-prolyl cis-trans isomerase activity. NCBI's taxonomy places the organism in Eukaryota, Metazoa, Arthropoda, Insecta, Lepidoptera, Pyralidae. The record is from RefSeq and is a predicted model, not a curated record. Bases 241 to 759 code for a protein of 172 amino acids. Gene Ontology annotation, cellular component: catalytic step 2 spliceosome.
UUUUAAUUUGGCUUGGCUUUGCGUUGCUUGCUUCCUUGUUGCAUUGCAUUGCAUAUUUUUAGCUCGCUUCCUUGCAUUGCAUAUACCUACCUACCUAUAUAUAUUAUUCAUCUUGUUUUGAUUGUUGUUUGUUGGAAUUGUUUACUUUCAGUCCACUUCAAUCUUAAUUAUUCAUUUUAGCUUUAAAUGUAGCUCCAUUUCUAUCUAGGUUAAAUCCAAAACAAUACAAAUUUCCUAUCAAUGAUGCUCGGAUAUUCAAAUGUUGGCAUACCUGAUAAAUCUUGGCAACCACCGGUUGCAGUUAUAGAAACAACAAUGGGCACCAUAAUAGUAGAAAUGUAUUGGAAGCAUACACCUCUCACUUGUAGAAAUUUCAUGGAACUAGUCAGAAGGGGUUAUUACAACAACACAAAAUUUCACAGGGUUAUCAGAGACUUUAUGAUCCAAGGUGGAGAUCCGACAGGAACCGGCAAAGGUGGUCAGUCAAUAUAUGGGCCACAAUUUGAUGAUGAAAUCAUGUCAGAUUUAAAACAUACAGGGGCAGGUAUUCUGUCAAUGGCCAAUGCUGGUCCUGAUACGAAUGGCUCUCAGUUUUUCAUCACUUUAGCCCCAACUCAGUGGCUUGAUGGAAAGCACACAAUAUUUGGCAGGAUUCAAAGUGGAAUGUCUGUUGUCAAACGGAUAGGUUUAGUUGAGUGCGAUAAAAAUGACUGUCCAGUUGACGAUGUGAAAAUAGAGAGAGCAUAUAUACCAAAAUAAAAGUUCUGAAUAUAAGGAUACAUUUGUAAUUAUGAUUUAAUAAGUGAAAUAAAAUGAUACCAUAUA